Messenger RNA from Clonostachys rhizophaga, 1584 nucleotides. The record is from the annotation of a GenBank genome assembly. Lineage: Eukaryota; Fungi; Ascomycota; Sordariomycetes; Hypocreales; Bionectriaceae.
AUGACUCCAUUAAUAACCACCAGCCUUCUUCUACCUCUCUUGGCCGCCUCCUCGUCACUUGCCUUUGACACGACAGCUCGGUGUACCACGUCUACAUUUUCUUCUCUCAGCGGUGUGGAAAUCUCCACAGUUGAAUCGCUUAAAGGCAGCAGCAUCUUACGUCUACCGGACCUUGUUCCCUCGUGUGGCGGACCGGACAAAAACGUAACAGUGAGCGCAGACAUCUGCCGCCUGGUAGCUAAUGUCCGCACUUCCAACUCUAGCUCAAUCCGUAUAGAGGCGUGGCUCCCAGAUAACUGGAAUAGCCGGUUCCUUGCCACUGGUACAGGCGGCACUGGUGGUUGCGUUGACUAUUCCCGCCUUCAGAGUGGUGCACAGCUCGGGUUUGCUGCCUUUGGCACCAACGCUGGACAUGAUGGCUCCUCCGGCCACGACUUCUUCCUUGACCACUCCGAGGUGAUCAACGAUUUCGGCCACAGAGCAAUCCACGUCGAGGCCGAGGUUGGCAAGCAGAUCACGGCGCUGUUUUACGGGCGGGAGGCUUCCAAAAGCUACUACGAUGGCUGCAGCACAGGUGGUAGACAGGCCCUGCAAGAGGCUGCCAUGUACGAAGACGACUUUGACGGCAUUCUUGCAGGUGCACCGGGGGUUGACUGGCUCAAGAUCGUCGCCUCAAAGGCAAUCCUUGCGCGGCGGAUCGGCUGGCCAGAUCUCAACGCUAGUGCCUAUGUUCGGCCGGAGCAAUGGCGGGCUAUUGUCGCGAAGCAGAUAGAGCUCUUCGAUGGGUUGGACGGUGAGAAGGACGGCAUUAUUGACGCUCCGCAGAACAUUCGUUUUGAUCCGGCAUUGCUAGCCUGUGGGACUGGAGCUUUGGGGCAGGACUUGUGUCUUCACCCUGACCAAGUUCAAUCGGUUGAGAAGGCGUACCAGCCUUUGACAAACGGCGCUGGGGAGAUUAUCUACCCCCCUUUCAUUAUCGGUGCAUCCACAGGCGUCUUUUCUAAUAAUCAAAAGGAUGGCAAGCCAAUUCUUAAUUACUCACUUGUUAGGGAUUUCUGGCGUGGUGCUGUAUAUAACAACUCAGACUGGACCGAAAACAACUUUACCCUGUCAGAUUUGGACUACGCCUUGUCUGUCAAUCCUGGCGGGGUGAAUAGUAACAGCAGAGACCUCUCGAGAUUCCACCAGCGCGGUGGCAAGGUCUUGGCCUACCACGGGCUUGUCGAUACGACUGUGACCCCCCUCCUAUCAAUGGAGUUCUACAAAGGGGUGCAAGCAGCCGUUGGAUUACCUCUGCAGGAGAUGCAAUCUUUCUACCGACUCUUUUUGGUUCCUGGCAUGGAUCAUUGCAGCACUGGGCCUGGGGCAUGGAACAUUGGCCAAGUGUACCCGCUGGACAGCAAGAGGCUGGAUGCCGCGAACCACGCUCUCCUCGCUCUCGUGGACUGGGUUGAAGGGGGCAAGGCACCUGAUUUCUUGAUUGGGGCCAAGUACCAAAAUGACAGUGUGAGCCAGCCAAUUCUAGCAGAAAGAAGUGCGUACCGUAUCCGGGCCUUUCCCACUACAUCUCUGGCCAGCAUCUGA